Vanderwaltozyma polyspora DSM 70294 is the source of this 1503-nucleotide messenger RNA. RefSeq names its product dolichol kinase (gene SEC59). The record is from RefSeq and is a predicted model, not a curated record. The transcript has a single exon. Lineage: Eukaryota; Fungi; Ascomycota; Saccharomycetes; Saccharomycetales; Saccharomycetaceae. The coding region runs from base 1 to 1503 and encodes 500 amino acids. Gene Ontology annotation, cellular component: endoplasmic reticulum membrane. Gene Ontology annotation, molecular function: dolichol kinase activity. Gene Ontology annotation, biological process: dolichyl monophosphate biosynthetic process.
AUGGUGUCUUCCACUAUAACUAACCAUGCUUCUACUCUUAAUGACAGAAGUAUACAAUUCAAUGAGCAUGAAGUACGUAAGGAUAAUGUCGUUAACACUAUAGAUUACAACAUUACCUAUCUUUAUACUGACAAAGUUAUACAAUUGUCCAUACUGUCACUCUGUUGUUAUUUAACCCUUAAAAAUGAUUUGUUAUUCUAUGGAUUGCCUUUAUUAAAAAUUUUGAUUGUAUUCACUAUGGGUUCUUUUUUGAGUUUCAACAAUAACUUCAAUAAUUUAUGGAAAUUCGAUACUGUGUAUCUAUUCCUUCUACCUUUAUUAAUGUCUUUCUAUUUCCAAACGGAUUGUAUAUUUUUAAAUACAAUUUUAACCUUUAAUUCAUUUGAUAUCUCAUAUUUAUCAAAAUUGUUAUUGCAAUUAUAUUUAUUAUAUUCAAUCAACGGCACAUUCACCACCCAAGUAAUACCAAUAUUCAUCAAUUCAUUAUUAUGCUCCAUUUUAGCUAAAAUCGGAGAUUACAAAAGUUUCGAUAACAUCGAUUGUAACCUAUUCAGUAUUUUUCUAACUAAUUUGCUAUUCUUAAAUGAUUCAAAAGAGCUGAUCUAUAACAAUUUGUUUAAAGCCCUAAUGUUCUCUUUGAUUAACGUGAUUACCAUAAAUUAUACAAUUAUUAAGUUAUUAAAAUUAACAAAAAUCGAGAAGAACUUUAAAUAUCUGAGAUCUGUAUUGCUAUCUUCAAAUAUUUUGAUUACAUUCCCAUUACUGGUUAAAAAUUUAGUUAUUGAGGGUCAGGACCCAUUGAUAUGGUUGAUUAAUUUUAUUUCAACUUCAAUUGACCGCCAGAAAAUUCUAUUUACCUGGUUACUUGCAUUAUUAAUUCUAAUACCCAAUAUUAUGAUGAAUAAAUCAAAGUUUUCAUUAAAUACUUCAAGAAAAGUUUGGCAUUUUUUAAUAAUAGUUUUAUUGGUAUACCCAUUUAAAAUAGAUCCUCUAUUUGUUAAAAUUUCAUUAGCUGGUUCAAUUGUACUGUUUUUAAUUGUAGAAUAUACAAGAUAUCUGAAAUUAGACCCAAUUGGUAAUCAAUUGGACCUCCAUUUGAGAUCGUUCACUGAUUUCAGAGAUGAAAAUGGCCCUGUCAUCAUAUCUUACAUUUAUCUAAUAGUCGGCGUUUCAACUCCAUUAUUAUUAUCGGACUCCCCAAUUGGCUUGGUAGGUUUAGGAAUCGGUGAUUCAAUUGCAUCUAUAGUGGGUAAAAAAAUUGGUACAAUUAAAUGGCCCGGUACGUCUAAAACUGUAGAAGGUACAGUGGCUUUCAUAUUGAGUACAAUGCUAACUUGUCAUAUUUUAAAGGAGUAUCUCGGCUAUUUUACUGACAUUUCUACUGCUGAUUUAUUUAAAAUUUGCACACUAAGCGGUAUCCUUGAAGGAAACAGCGUGCUUAAUGAUAACAUUUUAAUACCAACAUUCAUGUUGAUUUGCGAACGUAUUUUUGCUAGACAAUAA